ACUAAUUGGGAAGACAUGUUUAGUAAUGAUCUGAUAUUAGAGUCUUUCAUGGUGACGUUUCCUGCAGUGAUCGAGUCGGGAUCUGAGGCCAAACUGUGUGCAAGUCUUCUCAAGCCCAAUGAAAGCCUUGUCAUGAACAUUUAUCUGGUUCAUGGUGACCAGAGCACUUUACUGCUACAGGAGAAAGCUGAAGAAGAGUUUCACAGCUGCUUUAACUUUCAGACACCUCUGGUAGAAGCAGAAUCAGUGCAGACAAUGAAGGUAGAACUUCAGGGGAAGAACUUCAAGAUGACUGAAGAGAGAAAAGUCGUGUUCAGACGUUACAACCCUUUGACUUUCAUCCAGACUGAUAAACCCAUCUAUAUUCCAGGACAGACAGUGAUCGAGUCGGGAUCUGAGGCCAAACUGUGUGCAAGUCUUCUCAACCCCAAUGAAAGCCUUGUCAUGAACAUUUAUCUGGUUCAUGGUGACCAGAGCACUUUACUGCUACAGGAGAAAGCUGAAGAAGAGUUUCACAGCUGCUUUAACUUUCAGACACCUCUGGUAGAAGCAGAAUCAGUGCAGACAAUGAAGGUAGAACUUCAGGGGAAGAACUUCAAGAUGACUGAAGAGAGAAAAGUCGUGUUCAGACGUUACAACCCUUUGACUUUCAUCCAGACUGAUAAACCCAUCUAUUAUUCCAGGACAGACAGGUGAGCUGUGAAUUUUUGA
Messenger RNA from Cyprinus carpio (common carp), 711 nucleotides. RefSeq lists its product as uncharacterized. The transcript is spliced from 4 exons. The coding region runs from base 16 to 696 and encodes 226 amino acids. NCBI's taxonomy places the organism in Eukaryota, Metazoa, Chordata, Actinopteri, Cypriniformes, Cyprinidae. The record is from RefSeq and is a predicted model, not a curated record.